AUGUCGACUUAUGAAAAGAUCGUCAAGGGUGCCACUAAAGUUAAAGUGGCAGCCCCUAAACCAAAAUAUAUUGAACCAAUAUUAAUGGCCACAUCAACCGAACAUUCCUCCGAGAACUUCAAUACAAUUAUGAGAACCUUACAUCAUAGAUUACAAGAUAGUUCUUGGUCAGUGGUUUAUAAGGCAUUGAUUGUACUUCAUAUUAUGAUUAGAGAAGGUGAUAAAGAUGUUACUUUAGAAUAUUUAACGAAAACUCCAAAUAUGUUAAAUUUAUCCCUGACUAGUAUUUCAAGAAAUAGUAAUUUUAAUUCUGAUAUUAGAUUCAUAAUGAAAUAUGCUAAAUAUCUUUAUAAUCGAGUUAAACAAUUCGAUGCUACUGGAAUUGAUUAUGUUAGAGAUCAAAGAUCUACUAAUACAGGUAGUGGUGGUGGAAGAUUAAGAACUUUAUCAGUUGAUAAAGGUUUAUUAAGAGAAGUUGAAAGUGUUCAAAAACAAAUUGAAUCUUUAUUAAAGAAUAAUUUCAUGGAAAGUGAAAUUAAUAAUGAUAUUGUAUUGACUGCAUUUAGAAUGUUAGUUAAUGAUUUAUUAGCAUUAUUUCAAGAAUUAAAUGAAGGUGUUAUUAAUAUCUUGGAACAUUAUUUUGAAAUGUCAAAAGUUGAUGCUACAAGAUCUUUAAAAAUAUAUAAGAAAUUCGUUGAUCAAACUAAAUUUGUCAUUGAUUAUCUUAGAGUAGCUAAACAUCUUGAAUAUGCUACCAAACUUCAUGUUCCAACUAUUAAACAUGCCCCUACCGCAUUGACGAGUUCUUUGGAAGAAUAUUUACAAGAUCCAAACUUUGAAAUCAAUAGAAGACAAUAUUUGGCUGAAAAGCAAAAUAAAUCAAAUGGUGAACCAACUAAGAAACAAUUUUUUGAUACUUCAAGAUCAGAAUCUGCCCAGUCUCAAAAUCAACAGCCGGCAGAAACUACUAAUAAUACUAAUAUGAAUAGACACAAUUCAUUGAUUGUUCAACAAUCUACAUUCAAUCCUUGGGGUGCUGCCACACUUGCUGCAUCUGGCCAACAAGUCCUCCAAACCCAAGACCCUACAAUUCAAGCACAACAACAAGCACAAGCUCAAGCACAAUUGCAACAGCAACAAUUCCAGCUUCAGCAACAGCAGCAACAACAACAACAACAACAGCAAAUGCAAAUGCAUGCAACUGGUCUUAAUCCAUUGCCAAUUAUUGUUCAAGGAGAACCAUUACAAAUGCCACCUCAGACUAAUUUAACAUCUGCAUAUACUGGAGCUGGAUUCGGAGGAUAUGGUCCUCAGCUUCAAGCUCAACAUACCAAUCCAUUUAUGUCGCAGCAGCAACCAAUGCAACAACAACAACAGCCAAUACAACAACAACCUUUCAUUCAACAACAGCAACCUCAACAAUUUUUACCAACUUCACAAGAUCAGAAUAGUUUUGGAUUGCAAAGAUCAAAUACAAAUCCAUUUUCAAAAGUAGUAACAACUACCGCUCCUGGAGUUCAACCAUUACAAACUCAACAAACAAAUCCAUUUGUCAAUACUAGGUUUUCAUCUAAUAGCACAACCACUGCUUUAAGUUUUGGAGCAGAUGCCAAUGGAGGAGGAGAAAAACCAAUUCAAGCAAAUGCUACCGGAAGUAAUCCAUUUAAAGUAUCCGCAAACACUCAAAAUUUAUUCAAUAAUGUCGCCAAUCAACAACAACAACAAGCGCAAGCGCAAGCACAACAAGCAGCGCAAAUAAAGAGACAAGUUACUGCUGGUGGAUUGGAGAUGUUGCCCACGAUUCCAGUAUUCCCGGAAACUCAAAAAGAAGCCCAGAAGCAACAAUAUCUUGCGAAUGCAUUUGCGGGGGUACAACACCAGACGGCGAUGAUGACUGCUCAAGCACAAUUCGCCCAACAAGGACAGCAACAACAACAACAACAGAUGUUUCCUCAACAACAAAUGUUCCCACAACAACAGCAGUUCCCCCAGCAGGUUGUACAAGCAUCCCCACAAUACCAUACUGGAUAUGAUGGUCCAAGUUUGAUCUGA
Molecule: messenger RNA, 2052 nt
Organism: Hemisphaericaspora subhashii
Lineage: Eukaryota; Fungi; Ascomycota; Pichiomycetes; Serinales; Debaryomycetaceae
Exons: 1
Coding region: 1-2052 (683 amino acids)
Biological process (GO): clathrin-dependent endocytosis; vesicle budding from membrane; clathrin coat assembly
Cellular component (GO): clathrin-coated vesicle; clathrin-coated pit
Molecular function (GO): 1-phosphatidylinositol binding; phosphatidylinositol-4,5-bisphosphate binding; SNARE binding
Source: RefSeq, a predicted model, not a curated record